Diplodia corticola is the source of this 378-nucleotide messenger RNA. RefSeq lists its product as uncharacterized. The record is from RefSeq and is a predicted model, not a curated record. The transcript has a single exon. The coding region runs from base 1 to 378 and encodes 125 amino acids. NCBI's taxonomy places the organism in Eukaryota, Fungi, Ascomycota, Dothideomycetes, Botryosphaeriales, Botryosphaeriaceae.
AUGGAUGGCCGAUGUGACCGAUCACCGCCAGCGCGAGCGCUCGCCAAUCGCAGCGCAUCGCAGCGCAUCGCCGUGCCUCUGCUCUACCCAGAUCCCGAAAUCGCGGGCCUGUCGAAUCGGAAUCUUUACUCUCCUGGUGCCCCGCAUUGGGGAGUUGUGGGCUCCGGCGUCCCACCAUCAGCGCAACCCAAUAUUUUGCUGCAAACACCGGCUGACUGCCGCAUGGACACGCGCCCCGAACUCGACCCCGUCCCCGGCACCCACCGUCAUGUCGCCGCCGGCACCCUUGUUAUGGCGGAGGUCGGUGUGCCUGGCGAGCAGCCCGACGCGCGCUCCUCAAUGGAUGCCUUGCGAUUCCUGCGUCCCGGCUGCUGGUGA